Engraulis encrasicolus (European anchovy) is the source of this 3238-nucleotide messenger RNA. Its product is annotated as protein couch potato-like. The coding region runs from base 219 to 2450 and encodes 743 amino acids. The transcript is spliced from 6 exons. Lineage: Eukaryota; Metazoa; Chordata; Actinopteri; Clupeiformes; Engraulidae. The record is from RefSeq and is a predicted model, not a curated record.
UUUCUGCUCUCACACAGCCUGCCUGCCUGAGCGUGUCAUUUCUGACACCGGCCAGAGGGGGCGAACAUUACAAGUGCAAUCGCACAUGUCUGCAGAAGACCUCGAUUUGUCCCGGAGAUAGAUAACACCGAAAUGCACCCGUGAAACACUCCAUCGUGAUUCUCGGUGCCUAAUUCGACGGCUGCAGCAUCCCCGUAGCUAUCAACUCAUCCAGCAUCAUGGCAACCUCAUCUCCGCGUUUUACGUGGUGCGCCUGUCGCAAGCACAAGAUCCCCAUCAAGGACACCCACGAGAUGUGCAUGCACUGCCUUGGCAUCCAGCACGCCAAAGAGGCCGUUCUGGAGUACGGCAAGUGUCCCCACUGCGCCAAGAUGGACUGGAGCUCGUGCAUCAACCGGCUCACCAAAGUGCAGGAGGUGAUGCACCGCGAGAGUCAGCAGCGGAAAAGUGAAGCCGCCGCGCAGUCGGAGUCGGGAGGAGCGCAGCCGAAGCCAGAGACCACCUGCGCACCGGUCACCGACACCCAACCACCGGUCCAGGAGGCCGUGGACAGUAGUUCCCAGCCUGCACCUGCUCCUGCACCGGCACCUGCUCCUGUACCGGUGCCUGUGGCCGUCACCCCUGUCCCCACUUCCUCAACCAUGCCCGUGAUGUUCACUAUUCUGUCUCCUCCUCCCGUGGCAACGGAUCCCAGCGCUGGGCUGGUGAGGGGGCCGUUCUUGCCGCACCACCUCGCCAUCCAGCAGUCCUCAGCAGACACCACGCCUGUUCUGGCUUUCCCCAGCAUGCACCCACACACGCAUCCACACACACUCCCGCACACACACCCACACCCACAUCCACACCCACACCCUCACCCACUGUCCACCGGCCCUCACAAGAGGAAGCGGCUGUCCAAGUGCCACUCCUCCCGCUGCCCCAAGCAUGCCACCAGGAGCCACCAUGGGCACCAGCACCACCACCAUCACCACCACCACCGGCGGCAGCAGCAGCAGCAGUGUGCCUCCUCCACCUCCUCCUCCUCUCCCUUCUGGAGCUCCUCCGAGUCCUCAUGCGCCUCCGCUUCCGUCCGGCGCGAGAAGAAGAGGCGGCGGGAGGUGAGAAGGGAGGCGCUGCGACGCAGCCAGAGGAUGCCCAAGGAGGUGCAUGAGCGCCUCCUAGAGGUUGUGGAGCAGAAGUUGGAGGCUCAGCAGCAGGCCAUGCAGAUCCAGUGGGCCAUGAUGGAGAGGCGGCUGGAGGCUCUGGAGAGGAAAGAUGCAGAGGCCACCACUGCAGGCCUGGCUCCAGGCUCGUCGUCCUCGUCUGCUGCCAUGGCAACGGGAGGGAGCAGUAGUGUGGCCAACGCCCCCCAGCCCUCCACCUCCACCUCCACCACCACCACCUCACUGGGGCGGGAGCAGGAGCAGGAGCAGGAGCAGGGGCACAGGGACUGGUCGGGAUCUACUGGGGACGCUGUGGUGACAGGCUCUGAGCCUCUGAACAUGGUCAAACAGGAGGAGGAGGCUAGCUCAGCGUUGCUGGCCUCCAGACUAAACGCCGUCAUGUCCGCUGCUGCCGCCGCCGCCACAGACGUGCAGAGGCCAGGCCAGGAGUCUUCACCGCGGCGCGAGGCCCAGGCCAGGCUGUCCAGUGAGGAUCUCCUGAGCGCCGCAGACCUGCAGAGUCUCCUCGCCCGUGCUGCCAAACACAUGGGCGUCACCUUCCCCAAACCCUCCUCGUCUGACAACAGCCGCCCGCCCGACCCCACCAUGCCACCCGAGUUUGAGGAGCUGGUGCAGAGCACAUGGGCAAACCCAGCCAGCUCCAAGCCAUACAGGGAGGUGAUCUCGGAGAUGUACCGGCUGAGUGAGAGCCAGGCCCCAGCCUAUGACCGCAUGCCCCAGAUCAACACCUUCAUGUCGGCCAUCCUGCAGGCCGUCAAGCCCUCUGCAAACACCCACGCCCACACCCAUGCUAACGCACACGCUAACACACACGCCCACGCGGAGCGCCACAGCAAGGACGCCUCGGACACCUCGUCUCCACCCGCCGCCGACCGCUGGCAGCUGGCGGAGACGCUAACUGAGGGGGCGUACCAGACAGGGGGCAUGCUGGCCAGGAGCGCCAACUACCUGAAUUACCUGUCUGACUACCAGACGCGCCUGCUAGCCGACCUCGACUCCGACGCCUCCGACGACCAGCGGCUGCCUAGCGCGCUCGAAGAGUUGCGUCUGAUUGGGCGUUUCUGCCAGCAGCUGUCGCAUCACCAGGCGGAGAUGGCGGGUCGGGCGAUGGCGGCGGCGGUGGCCGUGCGGAGGCAGGUGUGGAUGGCCAAGACGAGCUACAGUGACACGCUCAAGGCCACCGUGGCUGACCUGCCCUUCGUGGUGACGCAGAGCCAGGGGUCAGGGGUCACGGCAGGGGGUAUGACCUCUGCAACUACUGACGCCCUUUACAAGCAGGAGCAGUGAGGUGUGUGUGUGUGUGUGUGUCGGAGACAAACCGUGAGCUCACUUGUGCCAAUUCUGAAAUGCUCACUCGUUCACAUAUACACGAAUGCUACCAUGUCACUUACAACCUAUGUAGGACACGACGAAGUGAACGAGUGAACGCUUUGGACAGUGCCCAUCUUUAAAAAAAAGACUACAAAUACAAAUACUAUAAAGACGUCAAGGUUUUGUACAGGUACAGACAAGUCUGUGGUAUUACUGCUGUAUUUUGUAUUAUACCGAAGCUAUAUUCACUGCCCUGAAUUGUAAAGGCUACGGCAACGUUAUCCUAUAAGAUGGAAGCAUAUUUACUCAGUAGUUGCGUUUGUUUUUUAAAUACAUUGUUGUCCACAUUAAGUAUAACUGAGUAAGAAUUCAUCAGAUAGAAGGACUGCUCGCUCUCUCUCUCUCUCUCUCUCUCUCUCUCUCUCUCUCUCUCUCUCUCUCUCUCUCUCUCUCUCUCUCUCUCUCUCUCUCUCUCUCUCUCUCUCUCUCUCUCUUUGAGUUGUCAACGUGUUGAGAAUUACAUUAAACGAGAACAUGAUUAGUGAUCCUUUAUGUCUUCCCAAAUGUGAACCAUUCUAGAUCAAUUUGAGUGGUCUAUGAAAGGCCCAUAGUAUAGGCUAAAUUUAGAUUGAUUUCUCCAUAACAAUUUCAUAUAGAGCAUUCUCGUUUAUUUCAUAUUCUACCUCUGUUCCCCAGUUCUUAAAGCCUGAACUGUGAGUAUCUCAUUACUAUUAAAAUGAAGGAGAAUAUUAUAUAAAAAUAUU